This is a messenger RNA of Cladophialophora immunda, 1173 nucleotides long. RefSeq lists its product as uncharacterized. The record is from RefSeq and is a predicted model, not a curated record. NCBI's taxonomy places the organism in Eukaryota, Fungi, Ascomycota, Eurotiomycetes, Chaetothyriales, Herpotrichiellaceae. The transcript is spliced from 2 exons. Gene Ontology annotation, biological process: copper ion transport. Gene Ontology annotation, cellular component: cytosol. The coding region runs from base 475 to 714 and encodes 79 amino acids. Gene Ontology annotation, molecular function: copper chaperone activity; metal ion binding.
AUUACAAGCAAAAUCCCAUUGCGCGAUGCAUUGAGCAAGUUUACUAAUUGACCAAACCUCGAGCACGUUUCGCGUGAUACAGGCAUAAAACACUUCCCUGCUGUUUGUUUGUUUCUCCCUUUGUCUGAACCUUGAUAGUGUUAUUCCUGUGACGGAGGAGUGCUGCGCGUUUCCCGAGUUCAUACCCUGCCUAACUACCGAGAUAUUGAUAUCGAUAGUUCGCAGCUGCGCACAAAUACCUCAGCCUCACCACCCCCCCAGAUCGACCGUCUCGGCCUCGCCCCUCACAAGACAAAUACUAAACAACCACAACUACUGUGCAUAUAUAGUACAGCACCCAUCCCAUCCUGCGGAACAAUUUCCUCUCCCACAUAUACACCCACAUACACGAACUCACGUACAUCUCUCGGCCCCACGAAAGUCACUGUUACUCUCGCGACUGAAUCCCUCCAUCCUCCCACCUCCAAAGACGCAAUGGCCGAACACCACUACAAGUUCAACGUGACAAUGACCUGCGGGGGCUGCUCCGGCGCCGUCGAGCGCGUCCUCAAGAAACUCGAUGGCGUCAAGGACUACAAGGUGUCGCUGGACACGCAGACCGCAGACGUGACCACAGAAGACUCGGUCUCAUACGAGACGGUGCUCGAAAAGAUCAAGAAAACCGGCAAAGCCGUAAACUCGGGCGAGGCCGACGGCGUCACCAUGUCCGUUUAAGAUCUUGGAGGGCGGCAAGGCGCAUGGCUGCGUUAUUUGGGUUACUACAUACACGACCCGGUCUGCGCUGGUGGGUGGAUUUCAUACGAGCGAGACGAUUCAAAGAAAGCCAGUGACCGGGAAGAAGAUGUCGAGCAAGCAUGGCCGAUCAUCGUACGCCACAGUGCGGCUCAGGAGCACGAUGUGAAUAUUUCGACCAGUCACCUGUACUGAAAUGCGGCCAGGUGUGGGAAUUACAUUUGACCUUUUGGAAGCGCAGAAAUAGAACAAAUUACCAACAAGAGCGUGAACUUUGAAGUUUUUCACAUUGGGUCUCGCUUACAUCGAGUCCUAUCUGAUUGUCUUCUGCAGUUUGACAACGUCCCCAUCCACGACUCAACAUAGAUUGAACCUCGGAAGGAUAAAGCGCCAAGGCAAGUAUCCCUCAUUAUCCCACAGAUGUAGACAAGAAGCCAGAGC